This is a messenger RNA of Camellia sinensis, 2173 nucleotides long. Its product is annotated as zinc finger protein GAI-ASSOCIATED FACTOR 1. NCBI's taxonomy places the organism in Eukaryota, Viridiplantae, Streptophyta, Magnoliopsida, Ericales, Theaceae. The record is from RefSeq and is a predicted model, not a curated record. Gene Ontology annotation, molecular function: DNA-binding transcription factor activity. Gene Ontology annotation, cellular component: nucleus.
AUAGUACCAUUUUCCAUUACCAAAAUCCUAUCCUCUCUCUCUAGAAGUGAUACUGACGCCGUAUCCGACCUUAGUGCUCCAGUCACGAGUCUUGACCCUAGACUGAACCGUUCGGCCGUUCUCACUCAUCUUCAGUCAACAGAAGCUGCCGCAGUGGACGAUUUUCUGGCACUUUCCUUUCUUGAUUUGGUCGUUUUCUAGGAAAAUUCUGAUUUUCCGGCAAAAGAAUUUUGAGAAUCGUAAGCAGAAUACUACAGUACUCGCAGUUGAUUAGCUUUUCUGUAUUUUGGGAACAAAAUUUCGGAUUUCUGCUCGAGUAAGCAAAAUCUAAGUUCUUGAUUCUUGGUUGUGGAAAAGAGUUGAUUCGAAAGCGAAGUGAGCUGAAUUAUUAAUAUAUGAGCUUAGGGUUUUGAAGAAGUCAUCAUCGUCAUGGUUGAGUUGGAAAAUUCAUCAACAGUGGCUGUUUCUGCAGCUUCUGGAGAAGUGAGUGUAUCUUCGUCUGGCAAUCAAAUGGCUACUACACCACCAGUACUGAAGAAGAAGAGAAAUCUCCCUGGAAUGCCUGAUCCAGAUGCGGAGGUAUUAGCUUUGUCGCCGAAAACUCUAAUGGCAACGAACCGAUUCGUGUGCGAGAUCUGCAACAAAGGCUUUCAGCGAGACCAGAAUCUGCAACUUCAUCGCCGAGGACAUAACUUGCCGUGGAAGCUGCGGCAGCGAACGGGGAAGGAGAUACGGAAGAGAGUCUACGUCUGUCCUGAGCCGACUUGCAUUCAUCACGAUCCGAGGAGAGCGCUCGGCGAUCUCACCGGCAUAAAGAAGCAUUUUUGCAGAAAGCACGGCGAGAAAAAAUGGAAGUGCGAGCGGUGCUCGAAGAAGUAUGCUGUACAGUCGGAUUGGAAGGCUCACUUGAAGACUUGUGGCACCAGGGAGUACAGAUGCGAUUGUGGAACUUUGUUUUCCAGGAGGGAUAGUUUCUUCACGCACCGAGCGUUUUGCGAUGCGUUGGCGCAAGAGAGUGCCAGAGCCCAACCCCUGGCUAUCGCUAAUUCAGAGGAAAUGUUGAAGGUUGAGAGUGUUGCUUUGUCGUCUUCUAGUCCACCUCCACCUCCUCUCACUCCAUCCACUGGUGUUCUCUCUCCUGUUCUGUCCAUUCAAAGCUCAGAAGCGCCGGAAAACCCCUCCGGAAUACCACCGCAGCAACCGGUGGCGGCCAACUUAACCAUCGCAACAGCCAGCGGUUCCUCCAGCUCAAGCGGUAAUGGUGCAAAUUGCAGUAACAGCAGUGUGUUUGCAAGUAUAUUUGCAUCAUCAACACCGUCAGGAGUUUCACAACCUUCGCAAUCACCAUCUUCAUUCUCCGAUAUGCUCUGUGCUAUGGCUGGUCCAGAGCACCACCAAACAGAACAACCCAUGUCCCUCUCUCUCUCCUCUUCCCUCUAUCUCUCCAACAACAAUCCCUCCUCCCUAUUUCCAACCACUAGUCAAUCCCACCAUCGCCAAUACACUCCGACUCAACAACCCGCUGCUUUAUCAGCCACUGCAUUGCUUCAAAAAGCAGCACAAAUGGGGGCAACAGGGUCGAGUUCCUCAUUCCUUCGAGGGCUUGGUUUGGAAUUACAAUCUUCAGUAGACAAUCAAGACACGGCAACAGCUAGGCAAUGGAACAACAGCCAUGUGGUGGUGAAGCCAGAGAGCAAGUCAUCGGUAGCUGCUGGCCUAGGGCUAGGGCUCCACACCGAUGGAGCCGCCUCCGGUUUGACUAAUUUGAUCAUGGGCCCACCGUCCUUCUAUGGGAACAAGCCGACCACGCUUGAUCUUCUUGGCCUGGGGAUUGGAGCUGGUGGAGCCUCCACUGCUGGCUUCUCGGCUUUGUUCACUUCCCUUGGAGGUGGGCUUGAUGUUGAGGCAGCGGCUUCAUUUGGAGGAGUGAAUUCCUCGGCCGAAGAAUCUUGGAAAGGUUCAUCUGAAAGUAAGCCAUCAUCUCUUCUCUAGCGUAACUCUUUUAUCUUAGUUUAUCAUAUCUCUCUGGGUUUUUGAGUUGGAGAGAACUAUUUUGUUUUGAUAUGUCUAUAAUAUAUAUUCAUGUAUUUUAUCUUUUGAGGCUUUAAAUUUGUUGAGCCAAUUUAUUUCUUUUUUGAAGUUUUUAGUUAUGGGAGAGAUUGCUUUAAGGAGG